GCCAAUUAACCAUAGAAGGCCCCACCAUAGAAUCGUCAAACUCCCUUCUAAAGCCCAUGAAAUAAAGUGGGGAGUUUUUUUCGCGGCGGCGGCCACCUUCAUCCUCCGAGCAAAGUGAGGAGAAUAGGAAAUGGCACUGCUCACUUCACUCUCCCUCACCCGUACCGCAACUCCUACCUCUCUAUCAACUUCAACGCGUAUUUUUUAUGAUCACGUCAAUCUCCGCUCAUCGUCGUCUUCUUUUUCCGGCAGCCGCCAACUCCCCCUCUCCGGUAUGCCAUUCUUUGGCCACUUCCAAAAGCAAUUUGUGGUUUAUGCGAAAAGAUUAUCUGGAUUAGAAGAGGCCCUAAGAAUGAAAAGGGAGCGCGAACUGAAAGGCUCUAACAGCACUCAGAGAAGGGUUCCUUUGAAGCGAGGACGGGUAUCACCAGAGCUUCUUGUUCCUGAUCACAUAGUGAAGCCUCCUUACGUGGGCUCAAGAGAGUUGCCAGAAAUCGCGAAUGAACAUCAAAUUCAUGAUGCUGAAGGAAUUUCUCGUAUGAGAGCUGCAGGUGAGCUUGCUGCCCGGGUGCUAGAGUAUGCAGGAACAUUGGUUAGGCCAUCAGUAACAACAAAUGAAAUCGAUCAAGCUGUUCACCAAAUGAUUAUUGACGCUGGUGCUUACCCCUCUCCUCUGGGCUAUGGGGGUUUUCCUAAAAGCGUGUGUACUUCAGUAAAUGAGUGUAUGUGUCAUGGAAUACCAGACUCCCGGCAGCUACAGGAUGGUGACAUAAUAAACAUUGACGUAACAGUUUACUUGAAUGGCUAUCAUGGAGACACGUCAAAAACCUUCCUUUGUGGCAAUGUCAGUGAGCCCGUGAAACGGCUUGUUAAGGUGACAGAGGAGUGCUUGCAUAGAGGGAUUGCUGUUUGCCGAGAUGGUGCUCUGUUUAGGAAAAUUGGGAAGAGAAUCAGUGAACAUGCAGAAAGGUUCGGUUAUAGCGUGGUGGAUCGUUUUGUUGGACAUGGUGUCGGGACCGUGUUUCAUUCCGAACCACUCAUAUUUCAUCAUCGUAAUGACCAGUCUGGUUCGAUGGUCGAGGGGGAAACAUUUACCAUUGAACCCAUUUUGACAUCAGGAAGCAGGGAGUGUGUGACCUGGGAAGAUAACUGGACAACUCUUACAGCAGAUGGAAGCCCCGCGGCACAAUUCGAGCACACCAUUCUGAUUACGAAGACGGGCGCUGAAAUUUUAACUAAAUGUUAAUUAACUUCCAAUUAGUGAAAAGUCUUGUUUUUUGCUGAUCAGUUGUUUAAUAACCAUGUAUGCAUCUUUUGACCAGGCUACAAGACUACUCCAAAUGUAAAUGAUGAAAUGAUCCAUGGUUGUUCAAGACAGUUUUCAUUUUGAAGUGUGAAUUAUAGUCUUAUACUAGUAAUAAUAACAAUUGAAGACAUGUUUUUUCUCUUUCUUGUUCCAAAUAAUAAAAUAAGAAACAAUAUUCAUUUCUAAAAUCUAAAAAUUUAUAACGAGACAAAUACAACAACAUUCGAGCCUUGAUCCAAAAAGAUAUUGGGGUCGGUGAAUAUGAAUCGAUCAAUGAUAUCAGAGCCAAAAAAGAAGAAAUGAGAAUAAAAAAAAGUAAGACAAAUUGGAUAAGAUAAAGAUAAAUACGAUAGCAUAAGAUAACAGUAACGUAAGAAAGAUAAAAGAUAAAAAGAUAAAAAAGCAUAAGAAAAAUAGAAGAUAAAAAUAACGUAAGAAUAUACUACCUCCGUCCCAUAAAACUUGGUCAAAUUUCUUUUUUUGGCCGUCUCAAAAAAGUGAAAAACUUUGCCAUUUCCAUUUAAAGUAGCAAAUAUGUGGCUAACGUUAUUUCUCUCCUCUGCAGAAAUAUCAACCACAAUUUUACAUUAUUAAUUUACGUGCAAGUCAACAUUGACCAAGUUUUAUGGGACGGAGGGAGUAGAACGAUAAAGAAGAUAAACGAUAAAAGAAAAAGGGGAGAGAAAAGAUAGAGAA
Messenger RNA from Cuscuta europaea, 2002 nucleotides. Lineage: Eukaryota; Viridiplantae; Streptophyta; Magnoliopsida; Solanales; Convolvulaceae. The record is from the annotation of a GenBank genome assembly.